AUGGAAGACGAUAUAGGAGACGAAGAUGACGUUCACGUGAAGAACGAAGAAAUGGAAGAGGUAGAGAAAAAAGAGGAGCCAGACGAUGAGCAAGAGCCAGAUGAUGAGGGCGUUUCAAAGCCUUCAACAUCGCGAAAACGUCAGGCGGAUGACGAUUAUGAUGCGGAAGCUGAGGCAGUAGCUGAAGCUGAUGAAGACGACGACGAGGACUAUGAAGAAAAGCCGAAGCGAAAAGGUAGCAAAACGGACAAGAAAAAGAAGGAGAAGUCGGAUAAAAAGUCAAAAGAAGCGAAAGAUAAGAAGACACCAAAGCGACGAACAUCAAUAUCAUUUGAAGACGCUUUGGGAGGAACUCCUAAGAGCUCAAAGAAAAAGCACGAUCCGAAGAAGGACAAGCCAAUGUUUGUAGGAGGAUUGCCUAUGGCUCCUAUACAGGAUGGUCCCGUCGUGCCGAAUGCCUAUAACUACGAUCCAAUGGCGGAAAUUAUGAAGCUCGGUACUGGACAGUUCCAAAGCGCAUACCGAAAGUCGAAAUUGAAUAUCACACCACCAAAGGACAAGAAAAUUUACAAGUUAGAGCCGAAGCAUCAUGAUGAAGAGGAGGCGGCAAAGAACAGUGCUGAAGCUCAAAGCAAAAGCUCAAAGCCAGAACCCCCGAAACCUCCAGUGAUUGCACCGCUUAGCGUGAAUACAAGACGCCAUAGUGAUGGAGUACCUGCUCGUACUAGUCCUGCGUCUGGUCCAUCACCUAGAACGGGUUUCAUGCCACGACUUCAUGACAUUCCACCUGCAAGUACACCUGGGCCAGCGAAACCACAACCGCCUCCAAUCCCUGCAGCAAGGAAGACUCAUGUCCCCAGCGCUGAUAGUAUUCAAAGAGCUCCUGUUGAACCUAGUCCUACGGUUCCUCGUGCAUCUCGAAACUCAUUCAGUGAAUUUGGGGCGAACGCGGCGGCUCAGAUCUCGCCGUUGUCAAGGAACGGUUCAGCACACACUACGCCACAGAGUCAUGCUUCACCAGUGCCUUCAAUUUACCACGCGAUGAAGGUUCACGACCAAUCAAUAGAAUCCAAGACGGCUCGCUUCGCUGAAAAUCCAGUAUCAGACAUCUCCCCACCUCCUGUAUCUACCACUCCGCCGUUCAUGACAUCUCCAGCACCUCUGCAGUCACCAGAUCUUCCACCAGUGUUCACAUCUUCAUCAACGACAGCCCCACCGGCGAUAAACGUCACACCAAAGAUCCCUAUGAAGCAGGCAUUAGCUCAGCUAGGUCAAAUCGUCAAAGAACUUAAUGAGGUCAACGCGUUAUAA
This is a messenger RNA of Cooperia oncophora, 1311 nucleotides long. The record is from the annotation of a GenBank genome assembly. NCBI's taxonomy places the organism in Eukaryota, Metazoa, Nematoda, Chromadorea, Rhabditida, Trichostrongylidae.